CUCUCUCUCUCUCUCCAGUUCCCCAUCCCACCAAACCAUUUGCUCCCCAAUCCCCGACGAGUCGGAAGGGAUCGGAGGCGCAAUCUCCUGAACAGCAUCCUCCAGCGAGGCGCCGACGCACUGAUUGUCCAAUCUGAGUGCGUGGCUCCCUCAAAUUGGCCUGCUUGCGCUAUCAACAGAAGCAACUGUUGAUCAGCCCAAAAUGCCUGUAAGCUUCAAAUAUUGGGAUGACUGCUUGGAUCCAGAGGAUAUGAGAUUAAUGUGGCAAGAUCCUAACGUAAGUAAAGAGUGGGCUGAUGCUGGGGAAGAACAGGGACAGAAAGUUCACCUAUCACGGGACCCUGAUGGCGAGGCAUAUCUCACGCAAACUGAAAUGAUGGCAGUGGCUGGAAUUACUGUUCAUAGACAUUUCCAAUCGCAACUAGACCCGUAUAUGAUAGGCGCACUUGCAGAAAUUGCAAGUGGAAGGAGACUCUUUGUAGAUACCUACGAUCGCAAGACUAAAGAGACAAAGGCUGGCAUGAUGCAGGUGAUACCUGAAGUUGCUCAAUGGCUUAGCAGGGAACUGGGUUACAAGAAUUAUGACAUUGAAGAUAAUAUCAAUUUGCUCUACUGGCCAUUUGUAAAUGUCUACUUUGGUGCUGCUUACGCAAAAUGGCUGUUCUCUUGUGAUGACAAGCAAAGAACUGAAGAAUUUGUUGUUAGGGCAUAUAAGGGAGGCAAAAAGAAGGCUACUCACAAAUCAACUGCCCCAAUUUUCCAGCGUUAUCUUUAUGUGAAAGAGAGCUUGUUGUCUAUAAGACAACCAGAAAAUUGCAAUGAUCUUACUCCUGAUAUCCUAGCAGAUUCCUCAAGCACAGGAACACAGUUGAUAUAUUGGGAUUCCAAGGUAUCAGAGGGAGAUAUGGAUGCAAUGUGGAGACAUCAUGAUGUGCUUAAGGAGUGGACAAAAUCUGGUGAGAGACGUGGAAAUGUACGAUUCUCCCUUGAUGCAAAGAAGAGGCCUUACCUUUCUCGCGUGGAGGUGAAGGCUGUUGCUGAAAUAACCAUAUCACGCCAUUUGAGCUCAAGAGGAGUAAAACCGGAAGCUCUUGCGGCUCUUGCAGAGGUAUGCAGUAUGCGCUUUGUCCAUGGAGUAAGUACCCGGACUGGAUUGAUGGGAAUAGACUACCCUACUGCCGCAUGGCUUUCCAGAGAUUGUGGCUAUAGGGCGUACACAGUCAUCUCUGUGGAUGAUCUCUACAAUCCUUUUGCAUCCAUGUACUUUGGCGCCGCUUACUUGGGAUGGUUGUCGCAAUACGAAGGAAGGGAAAGGAGCCAUGAAUUCAUUGUUCAAGCUUACCUGGGGGGACCAGAAAAUGUUAACGUCCAGGAAACUGGCCCGUUUUGGAACCAAUUCCUGGAAGUAUUAAAACACUAUCAAGAUCCAAAGAAGGACCAUACAAGCUGUUGUAUUUUGUGAAGUUGUCUGAUAUGUCUCUGUGGUUGCUGAAGUGAUUUGAGUGUAAACAGAAUAAGGGGUUUAUGCGGAUGGCAAGUUACGAACUUUCGUCGACGUUUCGCCAAAUUUCAGAUUACCUCCCCAAGGAUUCGGCAUUAAGAAGCAGCGCGUUUGUAUGGACUCCUUGAGGUGUAGGGCCUAUCCUUUCGUAGUGAUUGUCUGAUCGAUCCCAUCGCUGUUCUUAGUGCCACUUCCCGCUACAUCUGUUCAUAACCGUUUUUUCCCCUGGUGAAUAUAUUAACGGCAUUUCCGCAUGACUCUUUACGUGUAUUGGUAUAUUGUAAAACUCAUUUUGUUAUAAAGGAACUUUAGAAGAAAAGCUCUCUUA
Molecule: messenger RNA, 1829 nt
Organism: Phragmites australis (common reed)
Lineage: Eukaryota; Viridiplantae; Streptophyta; Magnoliopsida; Poales; Poaceae
Exons: 15
Coding region: 203-1462 (419 amino acids)
Source: RefSeq, a predicted model, not a curated record